AAUGAAUUUUACAUUCAUUCGCCAAUCAGAUUACAGCUAUUAAACGUGGGAAUUUCAACAUUAAAAAAGAUACACAAAAGGACAGUGCAAGAAUAUUUUUAAAAAAAAUGCAAGAAAAUCGAAGAUAUAAAUCAUUGUCUGCAGAUGCAUUGACUUCCCUGAAGACUAUGGCAAGUGAUUCCAAAAAGAGAGGUUUCAUAGUUAAGGAUGGAACAUUUUUAGGAGGACUUGUUGUUGUAUUAUCUAAUCCAGAUGUAAAAAUUGUCACAACAGCUCUAGAGACAUUAAUCCUUCUGGCUGAAGUGCCAGAAUACAGACCAACACUAUCUUCAUUUAUUGGUUUGAAUGAACAAGUAGAGAUCUUACUAAACAGAGAAGAUGAAAACAUUUCUAACUUGGCAGAAAAAUUGUUUGAUUUAUUAACACAGAAACCAGAGAAACAGGCACCAUUAAAAGAUUCAUUUAAUACAUCAGGAACUAGACCAAGGCAUGGAACAAGUAAGAACAAAAGUGUAAAUGGUGGCAGGACAAAGCAUAUAAUACUACAGAUACGAGGUCUUGUGGUCAAGAAUGACAAAGAUGUAGUAAUGAGAUUGCUAUUGCAUGUAAAAGGAGUUGUUAGUAUAACCUUUGACCUGAAUCAGAAGAGAUGUAUUAUGAGAACAAAACAAGAUGUCAAACCAGAGACUUUAGCCCAAGCUGUAGCAAAGUCACAAACUAUGACAGCUCAACAGGUGGUCAGAGAUGAAAAUGGAGAGGAGAAACUAAUAGCGUUUGGUUCCAACAUGAGAGAUGUGGACAAGGAGAAUACAACCUUGCCAGAUUAUCUACCAGAGGAGGUAGACAGUCCUAAAGCUCACACUAAACCUCUAGCAAGAAAUAAAGGUGAUAACAAAAGGGAAGGUGGCUGGCUAAGUUCUGCUGCUACAUUCAUAACAAAUUCAUUUUACUGGUGAAUUGUAUUUAAGUUGAACAAUCUCAUCAGGGCAGAAGCAUAAGAACAAUGAGGAGGAAAUGGAAGUUUUGACUGAUUUUAUAUCUAGAGUAGGUGCAAGAAAUGCAAGUGUCUGUUAUUUCAAAGAUUGUAGAUGUGUUAUUAUAUGGAGUUACGGCUGUCAUUCUCAUAAACUGAUUUAAUCAUAAAUAUACAUUUUUUACAGAAGUUCACUGUAAACCAUGUUUAUUUUUACAAGAUGAUAAUAAGAAUGAAAGGUGAAAGUACAAUUUAUUACUAAUAUACAAUUGAAUGAUUAGACCGCUGUUUCCUUUUGCUGUUUUACUGUUACUUUCUUUCUCUUCAGUACUUUUUCCUGUUUCUUUAUUCUUAUUAUAGUUUCAUGAAUUAUUUGAAUUGUUUUAAUUGUACAUAAUGAAUAAAUUUACUUUUUACAUUGA
Messenger RNA from Mytilus trossulus (common blue mussel), 1395 nucleotides. Its product is annotated as armadillo repeat-containing protein 1-like. The transcript is spliced from 9 exons. Lineage: Eukaryota; Metazoa; Mollusca; Bivalvia; Mytilida; Mytilidae. Bases 108 to 956 code for a protein of 282 amino acids. The record is from RefSeq and is a predicted model, not a curated record.